CACAUGUCAUGUAAACGGUGAUAGUCACAGAUGAAUCUUGUAGACCACAGAAUAGAACAAGUGACUAACACGAUUGCGAACUAUAGAAGCCAAUGCUUGUAAUUACCAUUUAAGGCGGUAAAAUAUUACAAUUCUGUAGAAUAUUGAGUUAAACUCAUGGCAAAACAUCAUCCAGAUCUAAUUUUCUGCAGGAAACAACCAGGUGUAGCUAUUGGACGAUUGUGUGAGAAAUGUGAUGGGAAAUGUGUUAUAUGUGAUUCGUAUGUGCGACCUUGCACAUUAGUGAGGAUUUGUGAUGAGUGUAACUAUGGGUCUUACCAAGGACGGUGUGUGAUCUGUGGAGGACCUGGUGUAUCGGAUGCAUACUAUUGUAAAGAGUGUACCAUACAGGAGAAAGAUCGUGAUGGGUGCCCGAAGAUCGUGAACUUGGGUAGCUCUAAAACUGAUCUCUUCUAUGAACGGAAAAAGUACGGCUUCAAGCGGAGGUGAAGGGGCCAGUGAACAUCUGACUGCUAUGUACUUGCUGCCUCCGUCAUCAGGGCGAUACAUCUGAAAUUUCAGUAAAUAUCUACC
Messenger RNA from Zootermopsis nevadensis, 573 nucleotides. It is a transcript of the gene Phf5a, whose product is annotated as PHD finger protein 5a. Lineage: Eukaryota; Metazoa; Arthropoda; Insecta; Blattodea; Termopsidae. Gene Ontology annotation, biological process: mRNA splicing, via spliceosome. The record is from RefSeq and is a predicted model, not a curated record.